AUGGAUAUUCAUCAUCACUUAGAAGUAAUAGAACAACCUGAAUAUUAUUACAUUCGGUUGCCUUGGGAGCUUGACAGUUCAUUAUACGCUAAACUAGUCAAACUUAACGAAGGAGUACAAUUCGGACCCUUUGAUCCUCUGGUUCAGAAGAUCAAAGUCCCCGUGGCAACACCAAUCGACAUCGCACCUCUCAUCCCCUUGUUCACUCUGAAUCCUCUUUCAGAAAUUGAAGAGCUCAACGACGACCUUACCAUCGAAACAGAAGGCAGAAGCAUACUCUGGCUCAAGGAAAUGGCUGGACGACCUAGCAAGCAGAAUUUUGAGUUUGCCAGGCAACUUGGCAACUGGAAUUUAACCGAGAACACGAAUGAGGAUGUCCUGGGACCUCCAGUUCAACAUAUCAUAGGCAACGUCUUUGAUAGUCAGAGCGCGUAUCGAUUUGUCGUCAAUGGUGUCACAAUGAAGAGACAACCAGAUGCAUCCUUCAUGACCAACGCCAGAUGGGCAAUAUUGCCAGAAGCAACCAAGAACACCCAAGCCAACACAUCAGUUCCAGACUUUCUUGUUGAGGUUCGCUCCUAUGGUCCCGGAGAGAACAACCGCCUGGACUACCAACACAGAAAGAUGUGUCGCUGGAUGUCUACUCUCAAUAUACAAUGCCAGUCUGGUGUCCUGUUUGAUAGACGAGGCAAUCACGUCUACCUUUAUUGCCGCAACGACCUUCCCAACCUCCAGGCUCAGGUGGAAGCUCAGCAAGAGCAUACAAACGAUCAACUCCAAGAGAUCCAAGGUUUCAUAAAAGAACGUCAACAACGAUUGGCCAAUCCGGUCGGCUUACAACAACGUGACAUUGCCGAUAUUCAGAGUGUGCUCCAAAUCAAGGAACAACAACUCCAACCUCUCCUAUUUCAACAAGUUUACUUCGAGAACCUCACACCUGUUGGUCAUAUCGUAUACAAGGGAGUUCAAGAGAACUACCCUAAUGUAUCCUACAUCGGGAUACCUCUCAAUCUGGUGAACGAUGCCGUACAUGGCUCAAACAUGAUCAUUCAUUGUGUUGGAGCAGUCAAUGGCUUGCGAUUUAAUCUCUCAACCAUCCCACUCAAU
Molecule: messenger RNA, 1107 nt
Organism: Acytostelium subglobosum LB1
Lineage: Eukaryota; Evosea; Eumycetozoa; Acytosteliales; Acytosteliaceae
Exons: 2
Source: RefSeq, a predicted model, not a curated record